Podarcis raffonei (Aeolian wall lizard) is the source of this 2658-nucleotide messenger RNA. RefSeq lists its product as uncharacterized. The transcript has 3 exons. NCBI's taxonomy places the organism in Eukaryota, Metazoa, Chordata, Lepidosauria, Squamata, Lacertidae. The record is from RefSeq and is a predicted model, not a curated record. Bases 889 to 2334 code for a protein of 481 amino acids.
CAUGCUGCAUGGCACCCACGGCCCCGGGCACCCACGGCGGCGGGGUCACCCCCUGGUGCCAGGGCACAGUCAUGAUGCCUAAGGGAAGCAAAAACUGCAUCGCAGGCACAAUCUUGGUGAAGAAGCCGACCCAGAAUAACAACUCCCGGGAGUAGGCAGGCUUUAGGACCCUGAGGGGAGCUGACACGUAAGAGAUCUUCAGGCGCAGCCGCCACAGGAAGAGGAUCUCCUCGGUCCCGUGGCUGUCGGGGGAGGGUUUGCUGCCGAUCCUGGAUUCGUCUCUCUCCUUGCACGCUGCACGCGCGUUUUCUGCCUGCAUUUGCAGAAUCCGCGAGACUUCCAGGAAGCGGGGGACCCCAGUAGAUCCCAGUGUCCUCUGCUGCUUACAAGGCGGAGGAAUCGUGCGGGGCGGAUUUUAGAAACCCAACUUUGCCCGGAGAGCCGAUCCGAUCCUGGGGGGGAAUGUGAGAUCUUUUCAUCUCCCAGAUGGAGCGACCAAGCAAGAUGAUUAUUCUGGUCCGCAGCCUGCGAUAAAGGAACCUGGCGCCUCUCUGAAUGCAAACGGGAGGAUGGUGUAAGGAAGACGCCGACAAGGCUGGAUCAAGUGGGAAUCCGGUAGGCGGAAGUUGGCUCGAGAUCUGCUGAGAUCUGGAUGGUUUGCAGUAGAUCGGCAAGGGCUUCCAGCGCUCAGUCGUCCCAUCAGCAGUGAAGAAAUGAUGUUCUCCACCUAAACAUAAAUUCCUGAAAUGGGGGGAAAAAUCCCUAAUCAGGAAUAGACUUCCGCGUGAAAUUCAGCUACGGCUCAAUUCAUUUCUGGCCCUGGAAAUAAAUUAUUGCUGCUCAAAAACACGAGGUUUUCCUUUCUUAAAGCCUAAGGUGAGGUUGAGGAUGGAGAGAGAAGAAGAAGCAUGGAACCUGGACCCCCAGGACCCUAAGAAAGAGGAGGUACCAAGGAAUACCAGCUCAGAAGGCGAUCAGACGGCGUCAGCUGCUCUCGCCGCCGCAACAGCUGCUGUGGCUGCCAUCACGACCGUCGCGGGGAUCCAGUCACGCAUUUUUGCACGGCUGGCGACACGCCGGAAGCUUCUGCCGCGAGGGCGCGACGACCUGGCCGAGCUGGAGGAGAUGGUGGAGACGGCCGCGUCGGUGCGCCUCCGGGCGGUGGUGGAAUCGAGCAUCGACUCUCUGAAGGCCAUGAUGUGCUCGUGCCUCUUCCAGUCGCCGGCCGUCCUAGCCGGCCUGAUCGACGAGCUCUACAUCAUGGAGAGGGCCUUCUGGGUGCAACCGGGCCGCUCCGAAUGGUGGGAGAAGGUGGUUCUGCCCCACUGGGACGACCAUCUCUGGCAAGAGAACUUCCGCAUGAGCAGGAGGACUUUCACGGAGCUGUGCGACCGGCUGAGGCCCGUCCUCGAGCGGCAGACCACCAACAUGCGCGCUCCGAUCACCGUCGAGAAGCAGCUGGCCAUCGCCGUCUGGAAGCUGGCCACCCCGGAUAGCUAUCGCUCGGUGGCCGAGUGCUUUGGGGUGGGCCGCUCCACAGUCUCCAGGAUCGUCAUGGAAGUCUGCCAAGCGCUCUACGACGUCUACCACCAUGUGGUCCACCUGGCCGGUGCCCAGGAGGUGAUGGAAGGCUUUGCUGCCAAGGGCUUCCCGCACUGCAUCGGGGUCCUCGACGCCACCCACAUCCCCAUCAUCGCCCCGGCGCACAAAGCCACCGAGUACAUCAACAGCAAAGGCUACUACUCCAUGGUCCUACAGGUACUGGUGGACCACAGAGGCAGGUUCACGGAUGUCUACGCGGGGCGCUCCGGGAAGCUUCCCGGAGCCCGGAUUUUCCGUGGCUCGCCCAUCUUCCGCGCCAUGAACCAAGGCACCUUUGGUCCCGCCGUGACCGUGGACGUGGGGGGCGAGCAGCUGAAGCCGGUGAUCCUCGGAGACCCCGCUUACCCGCUGCUGGCCUGGCUGAUGACUCCGUACGGCGGGCACUUGGAUGCCCGCCAGCAGCGGUUCAACGACGCCCUCGGCCGCUGCCACGCCGUAGCAGAGUCCGCCUUCGAGCGCCUCCGGGGCCGCUGGCGGUGCCUACUCUCCCGCCUGGAUGUGAGGGAGCGCUACGCCCCCCGGGUGAUCGUGGCCUGCUGCAUCCUGCACAACAUUUGCGAGACCAGAGGCGAGCCUCUCCAGGAAGGCUGGCAGGAAGUGGUGAGGUCCGUCUCGCGGUCUUACCAGCAGCCGGAGAGGCAGCCGGUGUACGCGACCAACCCCCGAGCGCGGGAGAUCAGGGAUCUUUUGAGCACGUACAUGGAAAGGAGAGAGUGGGGGAAGUCAGACUGAAUCUGUUGCUUUCCCCUAAAGGAACCUUUAUGGCAGGUCUUGGAAAGAACGGGGCCUUCUCUGCAGUGACUCCUCGUCUGUGGAAUGCUCUCCCCAGGGAAGUUCGCCUGGCGCCUUCAUUAUGCACUUUUAGGCGCCAGCCAAAAUUGUUCCUUUUGUUGAACUGAUCAACACCCUAUACCCUUUUUAAAUGCGGCUCUUUUUUGGGCAGGUGUUAUUGGGUCAUUGUUUUUAUUUUGAUUUUAUACAUUGUGAUCUUUGCUGUGAGACCUCCGGGUGUAGGACGGUAUAUAAAUUCAAUAAAUAAAUAAUAAAUAAAUAAAU